Myiozetetes cayanensis is the source of this 6937-nucleotide messenger RNA. RefSeq names its product vasoactive intestinal peptide receptor 2 (gene VIPR2). NCBI's taxonomy places the organism in Eukaryota, Metazoa, Chordata, Aves, Passeriformes, Tyrannidae. The record is from RefSeq and is a predicted model, not a curated record. Gene Ontology annotation, molecular function: peptide hormone binding; vasoactive intestinal polypeptide receptor activity; G protein-coupled peptide receptor activity. The transcript has 13 exons. Gene Ontology annotation, cellular component: plasma membrane. Bases 184 to 1503 code for a protein of 439 amino acids. Gene Ontology annotation, biological process: cell surface receptor signaling pathway; adenylate cyclase-modulating G protein-coupled receptor signaling pathway.
GCCGGGAGCUGGCGGCGGCCGGAGCGGGGGCAGGUGCGGGAGCCGCCCACCGCCGCUGCCCCGCCAGAGCCCCCCGGGCCCUAUGGUGCCGCGGCGGGACCCGCAUCCCGCUCGCCGCCUUCCGACGGGCCCCGCGGAGCGGCGCGGGGCAGCGCAGCCCGCCGGCCCCGGGAAUCCGCGGGCAUGAGGAACCUGCCGAUCCUCCUCCUCUCGCUCUGCUGGAGCCUGGGGCGGGUGAAUGGUAUCCAUCCAGAAUGCAGAUUUCAGCUGGAGAUUCACAAGGAGGAAACAAGGUGCAUGGAACUUCUAAAGAAUGCGAAGCCAGUGGACUACAAGGGAUGUGUUGGAGUUUGGGAUAACAUCACCUGUUGGCGUCCUGCGAAGAUUGGAGAGACUGUCACUGUCCCUUGCCCAAAAGUGUUUAGCCUGUUUUCUGGCAAACCAGGAAAUAUUAGCAAAAAUUGUACAAGUAAUGGAUGGUCAGAUAUUUUCCCUGACAUCUUAAGUACCUGUGGAUAUAAUGACUAUGAAGACGAUUACAAGGUCAACUUCUAUGUGAGGGUGAAAGCAAUUUAUACCCUUGGACACAGCGUAUCUCUGAUUGCUCUUACAACAGGAAGUAUAAUUCUUUGCCUUUUCAGAAAACUUCAUUGUACUCGGAACUACAUCCAUCUGAACCUGUUCCUCUCUUUCAUUCUAAGAGCAAUCUCUGUUCUAGUCAAGGAUGAUAUUCUCUAUUCCAGCUCCAACACAGCUCACUGUCCAGAGGAUCAAACUUCAUGGGUGGGCUGCAAGGCAAUUUUGGUAUUUUUUCAGUAUGGUGUCAUGGCAAACUUUUACUGGCUCUUAGUUGAAGGACUUUACCUCCACAUCCUCCUUGUGCUAAUAUUCUCCCCCAACAGACACUUCACAAUCUACCUGCUGAUAGGAUGGGGAAUUCCUACCAUAUUCAUUAUUACGUGGACAGUGACACGGAUCAUUUUAGAGGACACUGGUUGCUGGGAUACAAAUGAGCAUGGUGGUCCCUGGUGGGUUAUACGAAUACCAAUUUUAAUUUCUAUUAUAGUCAAUUUUAUACUUUUCAUUAGUAUCAUAAGAAUCUUAUUGCAGAAGUUGAGAUCUCCAGAUGUUGGAGGAAAUGACCAAUCACAGUACAAGAGACUUGCAAAAUCCACGUUGUUGCUUAUUCCGUUAUUUGGAGUUCACUACACAGUGUUUGCUCUAUUUCCUGACCGCAGUUCCAAUAAUUAUAAAAUAAUCUUUGAGCUGUGUUUGGGAUCUUUUCAGGGUUUGAUUGUUGCAGUCCUGUAUUGUUUUUUGAACAGUGAAGUGCAGGGGGAGCUGAAAAGAAAAUGGCGUAGUUUGUGUUGGAAGCAGACGGCAGGACGGGAUUACAGACUCCACAGCUCUUCGAUUUCUCGAAAUGGAUCAGAAAGUGUUUCUCAGCUCCACCGGAAUUCAAGGGCUCACUCAUUCAUGCAGACAGAGACCACCAUGAUAUAAAUGAGCUAGGUCCCUCAAAACGUGAAAAACUGUGGAAUAUAUCAUUCAUUAUGCAGCUUGAUGUGACAUUUUAUAAAAUGUACAGUUUAGUGCUUUGCUUUUCUACAUGUUGGAAUUUGGGAAAUUGGUUUGUGCAGCCGACCUGUUAAUAAUAGAGAAACCUGCCCCAUGGAUGCUUCCUGUUUUGUUUAAAUGGUGUUCAUAUUAAUUCUGAUGUUCUCUUGCAGUUUACUGGCCAUAAGAAUUCAGAAGCUCAUUUUCCAUAAUGAUCCCUUUACCCUCCAGUGUGGUUCCAAGACUGAUGCAUGGUAUCCUGCUCAGUGCAGACUGCUUUGGCACAUGUUGUAAGGGUUAAGAUGGGAAGCAGGAAAAUUUCUUACACUUUGUUUAUACUUAAGGAACAUUUAUUUCCUUAAGGAUAAGGGUAUUCUUUUUUAAGUAUGGAAAGUACAAUAAAAAUAAAGAAAUCUAAGACUAUAAUUAACCACAGUGGGAGUUCAGGGUGCUAAUCCAGGAAAUCAUGAACAUUAUUUAUAUAGAGAGUAAAAGGCAGUACUUCUUGGCUAAUUAUACAAAUUUCAGAGAUUACUUUCUACAGAAUUUGAUUCUAACCCUGUGGUUACUUUCAGAAGUGCCUAGUUUUAAGUUUAGGUGCAGAAAGUAGGGCUACCUUUGCAGUCCUACAGAAAAGAUGACUAUAAUAAUUUUGAUUAAAACUUCGGCAGUUUCCAGUAGUGAUGUUCCAAUCACCAGUUGUUCUCUUCUGUUUAAUGUCAGAGGUUUCUGUCUAUCUUUCAUUAUGCAAUUUUCUAAAGAGGUGUUUUAUUGCUCAAGCAGCCUCACAUAGGAAUUACAGCCUUGGAUAGCAUAUUAACCAUUGAAAAUACCAUUUUUAUAUAGUAUUUUCAUUAAAAUAUGUCUCUAGACCUACAUAAUUGGCAGCUAAAACAAGGAAUAUUGCAAUGACAUUACAACUCCUAUUUAAGGAAUAAAGUAAAUUCUUUUCAUUUUAUUUAAUUCUCUAUCUAUCUGAGAUGAUUUAAAAUUUAGUCCUGACCAAAUUCUAGACCAAAAAAAUUAGGCAGAAUCCCUAAAAAUUACCAUAAAAGGCAUAAAGAAGAAAUUCUUAACAAUACCAAGCCUUUAUGCAGCCACUUUUUUUUUUUAAAGAGAUAGAACUCGCAAAGUAUUACAAAAAUACCCAGAACAUUUACACUCUUUAAAAGGAAUAAUCCAAAUGACGUUUAUUUCUCAUGUUACUUUUAACCAUGACCACCCUUCAUAACAUGUGGGAAUAAUACAUAUUUGCAUGAGUGCCUCCAUAAAAGCAAUUGCCCUUUUAUUUCAGACAACAGAUUUUACGGAGCUGGCAGAAUUUAAGGUCCUGACAGAUAAAGGCAAGAACAUCAUCAAGGGCAUGUCUUGGCAGGCAUACAUGUACAUUUUUGAAAAUAUUACCAGCACUGGGAAUAUUGUCAGCAGCUGUCAAAGUGUCCCUACAGCUCUGAUUUAAUCUAGCUAUUUAUCAGUCAAACACAAUUUAUUUUCAUGGGAUUACCCUGGAGAAAUACAAAGUUUUGUUGGACCAAAGACAGGAAAGGCCUCAUGACUCUCACGAGUUCUGAAGAACAGGUAAUGUAGUAAAAUCGCAUGACACCAGCCUUUACCCAGUAUCCUAUGAGUUAAAAAAAACCCUGCUUGAUGAAUUGCCACUUUGCCAAACUUGACUUUAAAGAAGCUAUCAAUCACCUCCAGUCAUUCAGAGUGUUUUCUGCUGUCAACUGGUGAAGUAGCUGUGAGACUCUAGAUGGAAAUGGGCUGCACAAGGGCAGUCCCAUGGAGGUCUAAAGAUAAACCUCUACUAUAUAUUUAAACUAAAAAUAUUCCCAAAGGCUUUAUACUCAGAAACCAUUGCUUAACUUUAGUAAUUUUCCUGGUUCUCUGAACUACCUUAUCACAAACUCUUAAUUGCAAAUAUAUUAAGAUCCAUUGGAACUUUAGGGGUUGCUUCCAUACCUAAAUUAAACAUAUCUGUGCACUUCAGGCGUCUUUGUCUGAAGUGACAUUGUGGCUGCCCAGCUCCCUGAGGUGUGAUGUGCAGGAUGUUCUUUUUUUCCCCAGAUUUCAAGGGUAGAAGAGCACAUGUGACAAGCAUUCAAAAGUGCUCAUCUUUUUGCUCCAGUGAGGUUAUAUGAGUGAGUUGACACACAGACAGAAUGAUGGUGUAGAAACAGAGGUUUCAAGCAAUCAUUUCCAUCAGUCUGUUCUGCAUGAUGCAUCACCAAUUACACGUGUUUACAAUACAUUGUAUCCUAGAGAAAACCAUCUUUGUUCUAAUUAGGUGAGCAUGGAGAAAAUCUGCAUUUAAUUAUUUCUGGAUUAUAAAACAGAAAAGCCUUAAUAAGAAAACACAUCCUAAGUUGCAACGAAACAGCAUUGUGUCCUUUAACAGGUUGCAGAUCCAUUUGGACUUGAUUCUACUUUUCACGUAGGGUGUAAUGCCAUAUGAGACAAGUUGCACCAGUGGGAGAACAUAGAUGGUAUCACAAAGUUUGAAAAGGACUAUAUGGAUGUGCAAAGAAUGGCACACAGGGAAGAGAGGUGCUGCAGACAUUUUCCUUUCACACCAGUGAAAGGUAUAGGACUCUGUAAAGCCUCAUCCCUCUACUGAUAAUCUAAAUACAGAAAAGAUGCUUUCUGAAAGACAGUAACUUCAUAGUGCUUUGUGGAAGCAUUAUCAUGGCAGUAAAGGCCCAGAGGGCACUGUGCUCACUUGUUUUUACUCCUCAAAAAUUUCCGAUUUCCAAACAAUUUUAUGCAAAGUUACAUCAACCCUAUCAUCACCUGUUUGACUUUCAGCUACCUUUUCAUGCACAGCUACACAUCAUAUUGAAAUGUAUGUAAAAGGUGCAGAACAGUUUGAGAAAUCUAGAACUUGGUAAGUAUUUUGCAUCUUUACAACAACCAGAACAACACAGCUUCUCAUAGCUUUGUCUUUCACUGCAUUUUGCACAGGAGUAUGGAACUAAAUACUUUUGCUCUGUGCUAUGGUGACUCUUAAGAGUCAAAAGAACAAUGCAAGGAAACAUCAUUUGGCUUUCUGUCAUCCCCAAAUCUAGAUCGUGCUCAUUUCCAGAAGCAUCAGGGGAGGAAGCAGAGGCAGUAAAGAAGAAUAUCCUUUCUCUGCACAACCUUGGCCCAUAAUUUUCCUUCCUUUCUUUAUUCCUUUACCUCCUUUCCCCCUUUGGUUGCAUCAAGGUCCAAGCUGAGUUGUAAAGUUUUCAGAGCAGGAAACCUGGGGUUUUUUUUUUCCCUACUGAAAAGCCAGUAGCACACCUCAUAGUUCUGAACAAGGAUGAUAAUACAGCUCACUCUCUGGUACUGUGGUUAAUUGCACUUUACCUUCCUUGGAGGUGCCACUCAUUAUGAGUGAUUUCUGUCAGCAUUAACUGCUGCUGGUGCCUGAGGAGCACAGCAACAGUUUGCUCUCUAGUUACCAACCAUGAUUAAAAUCUAAAUAUAUAGCAUUGACUUCAGUUUUCCUCUGCUGAGUCUGUUUCAGCCAGGUGCUCCAUAAAUGCAGGUGAAAUUCAUCUGCCAUGGUUUCGGUAUCUGAAAGCUGGAUAUCUGUCUCUGAGUUAAAGAUUCCUUUUAAGUGCCUUCCAUAGUCAUCUUAAGGAAAUAGGCACUAGUUGAAGAUUAUUCAUUCCACAUUCAGCAGGGUAUCUAAGGUGGGUAAGCUGGAUCACCUUUUUUCCUGUAUCCACUAUAAAAUGAGCCCAGGGCAUCUGGCUAGUACUUAAAUUAAUCACUCUACAUCUAAAAUGAGGCAAGAUGAAUCUCUCCAGAAGAGAUCAUUCAGUUGUCUUGGUAAUAGUGCCCAGAUACUCCUUUUUAAGCCACUAACUUGGGUUGGCCAAAGUUAUCCUCCAAGAAAUGUGCAGUGUAAUUCAAAAUUUCAGGCAACGGAAGAUCCCACCAGCAGUGCUGUUUUUCACAAAAUUUUAAGAAUUUGACAUCUUUAGGAAGUGCUCUGUGCUGGAGUGCAUGAGAACCCAACACACUGCCCCUGAAGGGCAUGGUGAUGGGUCCUGGGGGUAGCCAGCUGAAGAACUACCCAGUUUAAGCAUGUAUUGGGACUGUACUGCAGCAGCAAUACCCAAAUGGUAGUGAAUAUCAUUACAAAAAACUUUCUAUGGUCAAGCUGGAGGCAGCCCACCCCAUUCAAAAGCAUCUGCUUCAUGUCUCGAUUCAGCCCAGGCAGCUUCCCUUUGCCUUUAACCUGGUGAAAGGGAAAGCAGCAGACACAGACCCUUAGCAAACCAGAGACUCUCUGGGACAGAUUUAUGAAAUAAAGCAUUGGCAGGUGCAUGUGUCACACACUCUAUGUGUAAUGACUGAGAUGAAUCAUCUGCAUCAUUUGCCUCCUAUUUUUGUAAGUUCUAAAAAACAUCUUCUGUUGACUGUGAAUUUACCCAGUUCAGCAAAGCAAAGGGGGGUAAAGUCCACAUUCACUAUAUACGGAUUUUUUUCAGACAACCCUAAUGAAAAAUCAAGGAAUAAAUAUGUCUGAUAAAAAGGAAGAACCAGCAAGUAACCUGCAGAGAAAUCUGCUGUGUGUAGGAGGGUUAUUGUCCAAGCAGUUACUGUCCGUGCAUAGUCAUACAGGAAAUACUUUUACUAACAAAAAUACCUUCAUGUUACCAUGAGUGCCUAUACAAGCCCUGGACUCUCAGUACUACCCUGACGUGACCAAAUAGCAGAAGUUCGUAUGCAGUGCUAUUCUAUUGAUGAAAAAUAAAAUAACAAAAGGUGUUCUAACAUGUAUGUUACAAGAGUACAUCAGGAUAACAUUUAAAAGGAGCAUUCUGUAGUAUGGUUUAAGCACUCUGUGUUGAAUCUGCUUCUGCCCAGUGAUAACAGUAAAUAGUUCAAUCUAAGUCAGUAACAUUUCCAUUGUCAGCUAGAACAGUGACUGAAAUGUCCCAAUCCCCUCUAUUGCCCUAAGCACUGUAACAAGUUUAUGAUAUCCUGCAGCUUUUUUUGUCAUGGUACAUUAGUAUUACUUUGCAAUUCUCUUUUGUCGUCUUUGUUGAUACCUUUUUAGCUGUCAAGUAUGGUAAAAAUUAAAAAUUAUGUAAAUGAAUGUGAUUAUUUUUUACAAAAUGUACAGACUAUGAUGUUGUAUAGAUUAAUGUGUGUAAAUAGAUUUCAUACUAUAAUUCACUAUACUUUUCUUCUGGUUUUGCUCUUAUUUUCUUUUCUGGUUUCAGUUUUUAAUGUCACAUACCUAACAGCCUUCUCUGAAAUGUUAUAUAUAAAGCUGUGAACAAAUAAGUGUUUACAUCUUUAUGCUAUUAGAGAUAAUAGUUAAUAACACCAUAAUGGACUGAAGAGGAAUCAGAGAAUAAAACUUUUAAAAGUUUUGCACAAA